Ixodes scapularis (black-legged tick) is the source of this 3234-nucleotide messenger RNA. RefSeq lists its product as uncharacterized. The record is from RefSeq and is a predicted model, not a curated record. Gene Ontology annotation, molecular function: aspartic-type endopeptidase activity; zinc ion binding; nucleic acid binding. NCBI's taxonomy places the organism in Eukaryota, Metazoa, Arthropoda, Arachnida, Ixodida, Ixodidae. The coding region runs from base 1 to 3234 and encodes 1077 amino acids. The transcript has 3 exons. Gene Ontology annotation, biological process: DNA integration; proteolysis.
AUGUCCGUGGUCACUAGGUCUAAAGCGAAGAGCGGCUCUUCGGGUGCAGACAGUAAUGAGGACGAAAGUGGCGAAGAGUUAACUUCGGGAACAGCCGACGAGGCAGUGGGCAUUGGCCCAUCAGAUAGGACCCUCGAAAUACUGAAACUCCAACUGGAGAUUGAAAGGGUAAAGCUGGCGCAGGUUCAGAGCAGGAGUGAAAGGGGUUCGAGGGACUCGACAAAAAUGGGGGAGCUCGCGAAAGAACUCCGCGCCGUCCUCGCGCCGAUGCCGGAGUCUGGAGCCCUCGCUCCGGCAUGGUUUAAGAGCGCUGAGACGAUGAUGAAUAGCUGUGAGACACCCGAGGAAGCGCGAGGAGCGAUCAUUUUGCCGUUUCUCGGAGAAAAGACCAGAGCAAUGGUCGCUAGUCGAGCCGGCGGUAGAGUGCUCUCUUUCAUGGAGCUGCGUGAGCUGGUCCUUUCGGAGCUAAAAAUGACUCCGGAAGAGUACAAGCGGAUAUUCUACAAAACACGCAAGGAGAGCGCGGAGUCGUGGUCUCAGUUUGCAACCCAGCUCGACAUUAUGUUCGGCUAUUACUUAGAAAGCAGGGAGGUUGAGACAGUUGAUGAACUGCGGAAAUUGAUAAUUUCAGACCGAAUGAAGCAUCUCAUGGCGGAGGACGCGCGCAUGUAUGUCCUGCAAAAUGAGACUAAGGACUGGCUAAGGCCAAAGGAGCUCGCGCAGCUGGCUGAAAGGUUCGGGGAAAGUAAACGAGGGACUCGUGGAGGCCUCGAGAAACGUGAGAGCACUGGGAAACAGUUUGUUCCAAAACAAGACCAGAGGUCCAAUAAGGGGACAGCUGCAGGAAGAGGAACAUGGGAUCGAUCGAGCGCUGUCAGGUGCCAUACAUGUGGGAAGCAAGGACACUAUCGCAACGAGUGCCCGCAGAGCAGGCCCGUCGGAGAUAAAGGGCAUGCCGAGGCCGGGCGGUCGGGCGCGCCGAAGCUUGCGGCGAGAGCGGCGGUGGGGCCGGUGGGUCGACCGACAGAAGCACCUGUUGCAGUUGAAGCUGACGAGGAGACAACGGGGCUGACGUGGUUGACUCUUCAAACCGGAAACGUGUCGUUCCAGGCUUUGUUAGAUUCGGGCGCGGACAUAACGGUACUGAGGUCAAGUAUUGUGAUUGAUCAGGUACGCGGCCAGGGGAAAGGCAAGGUCAGUCUGAGGGGGGCGUUCGGACACAAGGUGUCCGCCGACCUAAUGUACGUGCCGUUGGGCCUAGAACUAGCUGGUAAAGAUAUGAGUCCGCAGGUGACAAUCUUGUGUGCUGUAACUGAUGAACUAGCUGAAGGGGUUGAUGCGCUACUCACGCCGGACGCGCUAGAGGAGCUAGAACGGGCGCAGAAGCUGCUCAGUGAGGAGGCAAAAGAGAUUAUCGCGAUCGAGGAAGCACGGACAAAAUCAGAACAGUCGAGAAAGCAAAUCACUCCGCUAAAUUUUGAAAGUGAAGCAGACGCGGAAGAAGCCACUGAGGCCAGCGCCGUAAAUUUGGUGACCGGCAGUGUCACCCCAGAAGCAGCUGAUCCGACUUUUGCCGAGGAGCAAAAGAUAGAUAGUACGCUGGAAUCCUUGUGGGAACAGGCGCGUUGCGGAACGCAUGGCAUGGUAAUCCGGAAUGGACUUUUGUUUCAUGAACAGGAGGUUGAAGGGAAAAAAGAGAUGCAACUGGUGCUGCCGAAGUCUCGUCAUGCCGAGGUAUUACGGCUGGCACACGACACCCCGUGUGGGGGGCAUUUCUCGCAAAAGAAAACUAAACAGCGGAUUAGAAGUGCUUUCUUUUGGCCAACGAUGGCCGCUGACGUGAAACGGCAUUGCCAGGCUUGUCACGAGUGUCAGGUAUGCUCCCGAGGGAAAGUUACAGACCGGGUCCCGAUAACUCCGUUGACGAGGCCCGAGCGACCCUUUGAGACGGUCUACAUGGACUGUAUCGGUCCGCUCGAGCCGAGCUCGGCCCGUGGCCACAAAUAUGCAUUAACUGUAGUGGAUCUGUGUACGCGAUGGCCCGAGGUCAUACCCCUGCGCUCACUUACGGCAAAAGCCACGUGUCAGGCGCUGGUGGACGUGUUUUCGCGUUAUGGGGUGCCUGAGCUGAUUUGCUGCGAUCAGGGAACCAAUUUCACCUCCCAACUCACGAAAGAGCUCCUUGACCGCCUCGGUGUGCAGAUCAGGUUCUCAGCACCAGACCACCCCCAGAGUAACGGAAUUGUUGAGCGCUGGAACGGCACAUUUAAAGCUAUGCUUCGACACGUGGUGAGCGAGAAAGGAGGGCAGUGGGAUCUUUAUGUGCCUUGCCUUCUCUGGGCGUAUCGGGAGGUCCCCAACGAAAUUACGGGGAGCUCCCCGUUCGAACUGAUGUAUGGCAGGGAGCCACAGGGCCCGUUAACGAUACUGAGAAAGACAUGGACGGGAGAGUGGACGCCGCCAUUGGGCUUAAACAAACCGACAGCUGAGUAUCUCAGAAGUUUAAGGGACAGAAUGGCAGAAGCGGCGCGAGUGGUGAACGAGCACUCCGAAGCUCUGCAAAGUGCCUAUGCGCAGAAGUAUAACUUGAGAGCGCGUCCGAAGAGCUUUGAAGUAGGGGAACAAGUGCUUGUGCUCGAGACGGGUAUGGCGAACAAGUUGCAACCUAAGUGGUUGGGACCUGCCGUGGUCACAGAGCAAAAACGCUCGGACAGUUACAUUGUCCGCUUUGCUGAGGGGAACGAGCGCUGGGUGCAUGCGAACAAGUUGAGGAGAUACAUAGUGCACGCGAACAAUGUCGGCGUGAUCUUCGAGUCGGAUGACGACUUUGGACCCGUGGAAAGCGUGCCAAGCGGACAUACACAUGACGUUAGUGUCGAGGAAAUCCUCGCGGGCUCUGAGAACCUGACCCAGAGUCAGACAAUGGGCCUAAAACAGCUGUUGAUGGGGUUCCCGUCGGUGUUUUCUGAGCGACCUGGACGAUGUGAGGGUUUGCUAGUUGUGUCAGAGCCCAAGAACUUGAAAGAUGCUAUCCUGAAGUUCAGGUAUUUCAAUGAGAACCACUCGCAUGUCUCUGCAAUAGCGGCAAAUGAAAGUGGAGGAACUGAAGUUUUCGGUGAAGCCCCCGAUAAAGUGAGAUCCCAAGUUAUCUCCGAGGAUACAUACGACUGUCCCCUUGACGUGCACACCAUCAAAAAGAAUUCCGUUCAAUUCGAGAUCGAGCAGGUCACGUAA